Tricharina praecox is the source of this 1261-nucleotide messenger RNA. RefSeq lists its product as uncharacterized. NCBI's taxonomy places the organism in Eukaryota, Fungi, Ascomycota, Pezizomycetes, Pezizales, Pyronemataceae. Bases 141 to 1166 code for a protein of 341 amino acids. The transcript is spliced from 2 exons. The record is from RefSeq and is a predicted model, not a curated record.
AAGUGGAUAAGAAGAGUGGGUGUUCCGCGAUCGAUGAUGCUAUCGAUUUGUCCCCGGCUAUCGUCCUGCAUCAUUCCACGCAUUUCACGCAUAAUUCCUCGCAUUCCUCGCAUUCGUCGCAUUCCUCCCUCGCAACCACCAUGUCGGGCGACGCCGAAAAUUCUCCCAGCGCGGCGGAACAGUGCGCGGCGUCGCGCUCGGCAAUAAACUGCUCGAACUCAGUCUUCCCCGACGACCGCGUCACCUGCUGCGAAACGGCGCGCGCAUGCACCGAGCUCCAGGCCGCACUCAACGGCAGCUCCAUCACCUGCGGUGGCAGCAAGUUCUGCUUCUCGCAGUGGUCCGUCGCGUCCGGCUACUGCGUGCAGGAGCGCGAUGGCUACGUCGCCGAAGUAUACCCCCGGAUUCCCACGGAGGCUCCCCCGUCCGCCACGACAACGGGCCGCCCAGGAUCGGUCGCUACCGCUACCGUCACGACGACGCAAACCGCCGGUACGAACUCCCCCACAUCCUCCUCUUCCUCCGACGCGUCGACCGCGGCUGCGCCCACCACACCGGCUCAAGGCACGACGGGGGCCGCGGCGCUAAAUCCAUCCUCUGGGGCUACGGGACUAAAUCCAUCGUCGGUGCCAGGCUCGUCCAACAACGCCGUCAAGAUCGCAGUGCCAAUCGUUGUCGUACUACUACUCCUUCUGGGCGGCGGCCUCUUCCUGUUCUGGCGACGACGGAGAGCACGCCAGCAGCAGCAGCAGCAGCAGGGGUACCCGCACACGAACGAGCUCGAGAAGGCGCCUGGUGCUCAGGACAUCGCGGAGCUGCACGAGCAUUUUACUGCCGAGCUGGCAGUGCACUCGCCGCCCGUCGAGUUGCCGGCGGAGUACACGUGGAAUAUGGGUAAGAGUGUGGCGGCAGUCGAUGUCAAGCCUGCCACCGUGGCGUCGGCCGCGGUAACCCCCGAGCGGAUGUCGCUGGAGAAUUCGGUGCGGGAACCGGGAAUGAGUGUGCCCGUGUCUGGACUGGUGACGCCGCAGCGGAGAUCGCUGGAUGGUGGCCCGGCUAGCCCUGUCAGCCCCAUGAGCCCGCUGAGUAGUAUGGACAUGGCAUUUACCGCGCCCAGCACGCCGCUACGGGGGUCGCUUGAUGGUCCCGCGCGACCGAGGAGCUGAUGUGGGCGGGGGUAGGGGUGUGUUGGGCAUCUGCCGGAGCUCUGGGUUCGCGGGUAAAAGUUGCUUCGGUGUGUAUAAAUUAAUGGCGACUGUAU